Brienomyrus brachyistius is the source of this 2302-nucleotide messenger RNA. RefSeq names its product RAB24, member RAS oncogene family (gene rab24). The record is from RefSeq and is a predicted model, not a curated record. Bases 580 to 1185 code for a protein of 201 amino acids. Gene Ontology annotation, molecular function: GTPase activity; GTP binding. Lineage: Eukaryota; Metazoa; Chordata; Actinopteri; Osteoglossiformes; Mormyridae. The transcript is spliced from 9 exons.
GAUUAAGCGCAGAAUAAAUUUAGACUAUCGUUGGGGGGUCUGCAUGUUUUAUCCUUGUCCGGCUAUUCUGUUUUUCACAUUAAGAUUGGCAAAUCUGCUUUCCUUAGCACUGGUCAGUCUCCUUUUAUUUGCAAGACCAUCCGUGAGAGCGCAGUUUAUCGCUGGCCCGGCUCCAGCAGGCGAGUCGAGGCAGACCAGCGCACUUGCCAAAGGGAAUAAACGUGAAGACACUGUAAUGCUGGAGGGGUCUGUCACCCAGACCGCUACCGUUCGGAUUUCGGGGCUGCGAUUGGGCUGCCGGCGGUUCUGGCUUUUCCACCGGCGGACGCGGCUAUGGAUCGGCACGCCAGCGUUAUUUUGCAAAGGACCCGGGUUAUGUUAGCUUACACACACAUGCAGCACCGUGUGAGUGUCAGCUACUUUACUCUCCGCUGAAAUCGCUUUUUUAAAAAAAACCUCCGGACGCCAAAGAGCAUUUUAACACCUGGAUAUUUUUCUUUUGCAAUUUACUUUUAAUUAUUUCGACGCAGGGGCAGUGGUACGGCUGCACAACUUCUGGUUAGGUGGCCUGGGUGCACAAUGAGCGCAAAGCGGGUGGACGCCAAGGUGGUGAUGCUGGGGAAGGAGAGCGUCGGCAAGACCAGCUUGGUGGAGAGAUACGUGCACCAGCGCUUCCUGGUGGGACCAUACCAGAACACUAUCGGAGCGGCGUUUGUGGCCAAAUCAGUCCAAGUGAGCGACCAAGUAGUGACCCUUGGGAUUUGGGAUACUGCUGGAUCAGAGCGUUAUGAAGCCAUGAGCAGAAUAUAUUACAGGGGGGCCAGAGCAGCAAUUGUCUGUUACGAUUUGACUGAUUCUUCCAGUUUCCUGCGUGCCAAAUUCUGGGUAAAGGAGUUGCAGAACUGUGAAGAACAAUGCGCGAUAUACUUGUGUGGGACAAAGAAUGACCUCGUUGAAUGUGACCGCGGUACCCGGCAAGUAGAUUACCAUGAUGUUCAAGAUUUUGCAGAUGAAAUAAAAGCUCAGCAUUUUGAAACCUCUAGUAAGACUGGUCAUAAUGUGGAGGAGCUCUUCAGGAGGAUUGCGGAGGAUUACUGCAGCUCUGCCUUCGAGGUGAUGUCAGAGGACAAAGGGGUAAACAUGGAGCAGAAGGGCAAUUUUCCUUACUCCUGCUGCCGCAACUGAUGACGGACGGCUGUAUGCUCCUUUGACGGCUUCCUGCCUCGCAUGACCUUAGGGGCGGGGCGAUAUCGAACCAUUUUUUUUUUUUGAAAAUUUACAAAUCGAUGACACCUUUGGGGAAAAGGACUGGAAAACGGCGUCAAAGGGACAGCUGAGGACUUGAUACGAGAUGUGUGGAGUUCGUUAGCGUAUCGGACGGGGACGAGGACAAGAAAGUGCUUGUAUCACCCAGCAAAGCCUGAUGUUUAAUUUAUAACGACGCUACGCUUAGUUUUUGUCCACGUCGAAAACCGCCACUUUGCACAGAAGGGAGCCCCACUCACUCGAGUGGCCAUUUUGCUUUUAUUAAAAAAGGUUUUAUAAAAUCGCAAAGUCUUGUUUUUUCCCCCGACUUUACCUUGAGCCACACCUGCAAUGGUUUAGCUUUACGAAUUUGAUGUGCCAACGUUACUCUGAGUAAUAGCUACUGAGACGUGUGAUAUUUUUAUACAGAAACUUUGGGGAUCUCCCUUAGGAAAUAUUUAAAAUAACAAUCGGAUUAAAGUAUAGCUGGAAGGUAAGACCCUCUCCCAGAAUGCAACAGUCUUCUAAAAUCCUACACAGUAUGUCUAAGCAGUUUUUUUUUUUUAACUAGUUUUUUUUUUUUUUUUGGGGGGGUGGGGCAGUCAAGCGAAUGUGUCUACAAUAUAAGUGUGUUGAGGGUACAGAAUCUGUAUGAUAUUUGUAUAUUACUUAAGCAUUUUUUUUAUAGUUUGUGUUGUAUAUGAGUUAGUGCUACGCAAAUCUUGUCUGCUUUAAGUUUUAUUUGUGGCUGAGAAAAAUAAAUUGGUAAUUUGGAAGUUAUUUUUUUUUUUAUACCAUUGAGCCUUAUUCAUUUCACCAGAGGCCUACUUGCAUGUCUAAAAACAGAGGAAGGGAGGGGUGCAUUUGAGAAGCUACUAACCAGCAUCCUAACCCUCCCCCACCCCACCCAAACUUUUUGCUGGUUGUUGCAGUGACCCCAGGGAAGAAGCACACAGUUCGCACAUUGCUGCCUAAUUAGACAAGUGCAAGUAGGACCUCAGCCUUCGUUUCGUAAAAAAUACUUUGUAACAUUAAAACAAUAAAUGGUGUAACUGGG